AUGCAGCUCCUCGUAGGGCUCAAUGCCUCUCAGAGAGCUGCAGUGACCUCGCCAGCAUCAGUCCUCCAAGUCCUGGCUCCCCCCGGGUCCGGCAAAACAAAGACGUUGACGUGUCGUGUCGCGUAUCUUAUUGCCCACUACGGCCACAACCCUCAAAAUGUCAUCUGUUGCACGUUCACCAUCAAAGCCGCACGAGAAAUGCGGGAAAGGCUGAGAGACCUUGUCGGGUGCGAACUCGAGUCAAAGCUGGUUCUCGGGACUAUCCACUCCAUCUGUCGACGUUACCUAGUCGCAUACGGCCAUCUGAUUGGAAUACCCAAGGGCUUUGGGAUUGCCGACAGUUCGGACAGCAAUAGCAUAAUCAAGCGCAUCCUCAAACGUCUCAAGCUGUCAAUAGAACCCAAAAAUGCAAGAGGCAGAAUUUCUAGUCAUAAGGCCAAAGGGAAAACAUUGCAAGACCUGCCCAAGAAACCACCCAAGGAACUCAAGGAACAAGAGUUCAUAACCAUCUUCCACGAGUAUGAAGCAGCAUUAGCAACAUCCAAAAUGCUGGACUAUGACGACCUGCUCUUACGAUGUGUUGAUCUUCUGCGAGCGUAUCCGGCCUGCGUGUCCAACAUCGAAGCGUUGUUGAUUGACGAGUUUCAAGACACCAACAUUGUACAGUUCGAAUUGAUGAAAUUGCUGGCGUCGGCAAACAGAAAGAUAACCAUUGUUGGUGAUCCAGACCAGAGCAUUUAUGGAUUUCGAUCUGCGGAGAUUGAGAAUUUACGACGAAUGAAAGUCUUUUACCCGGAGACAGUGGUCAUCAAUCUAGAGGAAAAUUAUCGUUCUGCUUCGGCCGUCCUGAAACUUGCCCAGGAUGUCAUUGAACAAGACAGCGACCGUCCGCAGAAGAAAAUGAAAGCGACUCACUGUCAUGGAAGUCAGCCAGUGCUUCGGCGUCUACCCAAUCCAAAUGAGGAGGCCUUGUGGAUUGCUAGCGAGAUCAAGAGGACGAUGACCAUGACUGGUGGUCUACUUUUGCACUCUGAUAUUGCCAUCCUCCUCCGAUCAGCGUAUCUUUCGUUGCUUAUCGAACGAGCGCUGGCAAACGCUGGCAUUCCCUACCGGAUGGUUGGUGGCCAACGCUUCUUUGACCGCGUGGAAAUUCGAAUCAUCAUCGACUACCUCCGCACAAUCAGCCAUCCUGACAACAAUCAGGCUUUCACUGCCAUUAUAAACACGCCGGCACGCAAGAUUGGAGAUACCUCAGUUGCUGAGAUGAUCAAGCUCGCGGAAGAACAUAAGCUCUCACUCUGGGCUGUAGUGCAGAAGGUUCUCACAGGAGAUUUAACACCCGAGAAGAGGCUUUCGAAGCCUGCAGAGCAGGAGCUGGGCCGCCUGGUGAACCUCAUUAGAACCGGCCGACAAAAGCUGAAUACCGUCCAUCCUGCCGCUACUGUUCCCUCGAAGCUGAUUGAUUUUGUCGUGGAAUCUUUGGAUUUUGAGAACUAUUUGAAGAAGAAAUACAAGGACGACCACGAGGACCGACUUGAGAACGUCAAAGAACUCAUCACGCAUGCCUCUGAAGUUCUGCUACAGAGUGCCACUGAAGAACCUCUUGCGACUGUUGAAGGUGUGGAACAGCAGGUCUCUAACGGGGGCCAGGAAGUUCUUGCUCAAUUUCUGGCAAAUAUUGUGCUCUCAACUGAUGUUGAGAAUACCGAGGAAGGAAAGGACAAGCCUCGUGUCACCAUUUCAACUAUUCACUCAGCAAAAGGUCUGGAGUGGCCCGUCGUAUUCAUCCCAGCUGUCUAUGACGGUUCCAUUCCUCAUUCUCGAGCCGAGAACACCGAUGAGGAACGUCGACUACUGUAUGUCGCCAUGACACGAGCUCAGGCUCUUCUCACCAUGACUUUUCCCGUGAUGCAAUCCCGGGAUCAAGCCGAAUCCGUUCUCUCCCAGUUUCUCCCUCUCAAAGUCCAACGUCAUCUCUCUCAAGUCGGUCCACUGUUCCACGAUCGAGUGAUUGAGGACAUUGCAAGCAUUCUUCGGCGGCCUAUGCCAUCCCAGGAAGACUUAGCAAAGAAUUUGGAGGGCAUAAAGGGCGAAGAAAGCCCAGCCGAUGACAUUUGGCCUUCCGAUGGGAGCCGCCGACCCACGCCGAUGCUUCCUGGCGCCACAGAUGGCACUACAGAGUUUGGGAGGCCAUUGGCAGAGGUCCUUGCUGCCCAAAAGCAACAAUCUCGGGGUUACUCGAGUUAUGCCAGACCAAACGCUAUCUCUGGUUCUGCUGGCUCAGGAUUGGUAACCACUAUGGCCAAUGUCGAUGCGCUCUCUACAUCAAACAUGUCUCUUGGCUUCACCACUGCUAGCUAUCAGCUAAAAACUAGUGUCUCGAGCCUCCGGAGGGCUUCGUCUGAUGUUGUCCCACCUGCGAAGAAGCCAAAACUUUCAAAAUCCCUUUCAGGGCAGGGCACUAUCGGAAGCUUCUUUUCGAAGCCUGCUUCCCAAGCAUCUCAGCAGCCGGGAUUUUCGACGGUGGGAUCGCACGUUGGGCCCGUGCAUCAAAGUAGAUCCAUGGACGGUGGAGGCACGUUUUCUGAUCAAGGCUGUGAGGGCCGCGAUCUUGCCAAGCGCGGCAUCCCUGAGGAGUUGUCUUCGCACAGACUAAAUUUCCGUAACGGCAUAGUUCAAGGACGUCCUACACCUCUGAAGGAAGCACGCGCAGAAUCUAAGAAUCGGUAUGCCGGCCUUUACAGCUCAUCACCUCCUCAAUCCCCCGUACAAAAGCGGGAAUCCCAUGUUCCAGAUGCUGCUGCUGGUGAGAAUCAAAAUUGGAAGGAUGCAGCGGCCCCAAAGACAUUAACGAAUUACUCCCUCGCCAAGCCGGCCAGUACUUUGCACAAGACCACCAUGUCUUCGAUCGGCGGUGGUGGUUCACCAAGCUUUUCUUCAGGAGCUGUGAGGAAGACACUUGGGGUUAGACGUACCAUGAAUGGGUGGGAGAAUAGGAAGAAUCGGUGA
Messenger RNA from Fonsecaea nubica, 3009 nucleotides. RefSeq lists its product as hypothetical. Bases 1 to 3009 code for a protein of 1002 amino acids. Gene Ontology annotation, molecular function: DNA binding; ATP binding; hydrolase activity. Lineage: Eukaryota; Fungi; Ascomycota; Eurotiomycetes; Chaetothyriales; Herpotrichiellaceae. Gene Ontology annotation, cellular component: nucleus. The record is from RefSeq and is a predicted model, not a curated record. The transcript has a single exon. Gene Ontology annotation, biological process: recombinational repair.